GGCAGGUAGGUACUACUCUUAACAAACACAAAACAGAAAAACAAAGCAACUGGUAACAAAAAACCGAAACAAUGACCGAUAAAGAGAACGAUAGCAACGGUGAUGCGGAGGUUCUUGCGGAGGUCGGCGCCGCCGGAGAUGGUGGAGGUGGUGGAAGUGGAGAGGGGAGUCGUAAUGGCGGAGGUAGUAGAGUGAAGGGGCCGUGGUCGCCGGAGGAGGACGCAGUGCUUAGUCGACUGGUGAGUCAGUUUGGGGCGAGGAAUUGGGGGAUGAUCGCGCGAGGAAUUCCCGGUCGGUCUGGAAAAUCGUGCCGACUUCGUUGGUGUAAUCAGCUUGACCCUUGCCUUAAGCGCAAGCCUUUCACUGAUGAAGAGGAUCGUAUUAUAAUUCAAGCCCAUUCAGUCCAUGGGAACAAAUGGGCAGCAAUUGCGAGGCUACUGCCUGGUAGAACAGACAAUGCAAUCAAGAACCACUGGAAUUCAACCCUAAGGCGCAGAAAUGCAGAGAUUGGAAGGUUUAAACCGGGGUCUGGUGACAUGAUGGAAGACGGGAGUCAUGACAGAACAAAGGCAUCCUCAGAAGAAACCCUGUCUGCUGGGGAUGUUAUUUCAUUCAGGCCCCCAGAAGGAAGAGAUGUCAUGAUGGAUGAUAGUCCCAACCAGCAUGAAGACAUAGCUCAAACAAAGGAGUGUCAGUUUCCUGCUGGACCAAACCAUCAUCCUACCUUAUCAUGUCCAGUUGGUAAUAUAAGCCCAUUCAAUCCCCCAGAAGGAAGGGACAUCACAAUGAAUGACGGACCAAAUAUGCAUGAAGGGAUAGCUCAAAGAAAGGAAACCGAAUGUGGUUCUGGACCAGAACAGCAUCCUACACUUCCCCGUCCAGUUCCUCGUAUUAGUGCUUUUAGUUUUUAUAACCCUCCAAGUGGCCCAACAGCCAGCUCUGAGAUUCCGUGUACAAUCCCAACUCAGGGACCUUUGGUUCAAGUACCCAGACCUGACUUUGGUCACAAAUUCCUAGAAGAUGUUCGUAGUGAGCCUGUUAUUCCUUCACAAUGUGGGUAUGGUUGCUGUGCAUCUCCAUUAGGGCACCAUUCACAUGGCUCACUACUGGGACCUGAGUUUGUUGAUUAUGAGGAGCCUCCUGCUUUCGCAAGUCAUGAAUUGAUCUCUAUAGCUACAGAUUUGAACAACAUUGCAUGGAUUAAGAGUGGCCUCGAAAGUAGCAGUGUCGGAAUACCAGGCAAUGUUGCAGCAAGCUACAGAUUGAGUCAAGGGACUACCGCUGGCUCGCAAAUGGGAAUAUCAGAACAAGGUGUAAGAAAAGAUACGUGCUUUGAUGAGGGACGAAACAAGCUGAUGGGCAUGAUGACAGACGUUCUGUCUGUUCAGGUACCAACACAAACUUAUGCUAUGCGACCUGAAGUUGAGGGUUUGAGCUAAAACUCAUCAUGGCCAGUUACCUAUCUUAAAUGCAUGGUAUAGAAUGAAGUCAUUAUCUUGUUGAUUAUGGAAAGGUGGAAAUUUGAUUUUGUGAAGAGGCUCCUUAUCUUGUUUGAUCAUGGAAUUUCAUUUGGUAUACAAAUAUGACAUGUUUUGGGGAAUAUAUAUUAUGAGCUUUAUCCUUUGAUGAACUUAUGUAACAAUGUGGUGGUGAUUUUAUUGCAUUAUAC
Messenger RNA from Pistacia vera, 1669 nucleotides. RefSeq names its product transcription factor MYB1-like. The record is from RefSeq and is a predicted model, not a curated record. Gene Ontology annotation, cellular component: nucleus. Gene Ontology annotation, molecular function: DNA-binding transcription factor activity, RNA polymerase II-specific; RNA polymerase II cis-regulatory region sequence-specific DNA binding. NCBI's taxonomy places the organism in Eukaryota, Viridiplantae, Streptophyta, Magnoliopsida, Sapindales, Anacardiaceae. Gene Ontology annotation, biological process: regulation of DNA-templated transcription. The transcript has 2 exons. The coding region runs from base 72 to 1439 and encodes 455 amino acids.